GUUAUUUGGUUGCCUGUCGCUCGACGGCCUUAUAAAAACCUUGUGCUGGCAGCAACAAGGCUUCAAUACGCCGGCAGUCGAGAGUUCAGUCGUUGUGUUGCAAGUGCCUGUGCUGGUGUUCAUUUUGUUUAUUAUAUACAUGCUUUGGCGUUGCAGUUGGAGCUACAAAGUUGCGGACUAUUUCACUUUUCAUUGAUUCGCAUUAUGAGAAAUUAUGCAACCGCCUGAAUAGAAAGUCAAAAGUCAGAAGCCAAAAACUUGAAACCAAAACAAGUCAUUAACAAAGGCGAGCCCACAUCUAAAAAGAGAAGAUUGUGCUGUUCUCUAGCUGCUGCAACUCUUCAUUUGUAUGCGCAACAUGUGGUGUGCAAUGUGGGGGAACAACAUGUGAACUACAUUCGUCGACGGCCUCUGCAUAUUAAUGAGGCACUUGCGCAUUUAUCUCAAUUCAUAAUAGAAAUGCUCUCAUAGCUGUAGGAAAAAAAUCACCCGGCUUAAGGGAAAUUUAAAUGGAAAAUGAAUAAACUAUUUAAGAUCAACUAAUUGAUUGAAUGAUAUUUGAAUAUGGAUGCUGGACCGCCCAAUACGCGCAAUCGCAUCUGGACCACGGGCAGCACAAACAAUGGAUUCUUCGAUGAGAAUCUGCAACAGCAGCCGCUGCCCCUGCAACGCCUUCAAACGCCGGCUAAUCGGAAUCUAUUGUCUGGCCACAGCAAUGGAAAUGCCAUUGGACAUGCGGAGAGUGCCCAAAGUAAACAUCUACCCUACCAGCCCAUAGGAUCCAAUCUAAUUGGCGUGCAGUCAAAAUUUCGACGCAGUUACUAUCACAAGGUCGUGCUGGGGGGUUUGGCAUUGCUGGUCAUCCUUUUGCUAAUAACAAUCAUAGUAAUAAGCAUAACUCUUAAGAAAUCUAGUAAUAUUUGCCGUAGCAAGGAGUGCAUCCGCACAGCGGCCAGCCUCAUCUAUGCCAUGGACGAACAGACUGAUCCCUGCAAGGACUUUUACAAAUUCACAUGCGGCCGCUGGGCCGACGAGCAUCCGCGUCCGGAUUCAGCGACCUCUAACGAUUGGUUCCGCGAACGCCAGUCGCAUAUAAUGCGUGUGGUGCGCGAGUUCCUCAAGUCGAACAUCAGCAGUGAGGAGCCCGAGGCUGUGGGCAUGGCCAAGACCGUAUACAAAGCUUGUAUGAAUACCGAUCUGCUGGACCAGCGCAAUCUGGAGCCGCUUGUUGCGUAUCUGCAAAGGUUUAAACUGCUGCUGUUGCCCUCUGCCUUGAAUCUUACAUUCAGCAGCAACUCAAGGUAUGCCAUGGAGUCGACUAAUGCGAGCUUCAACUGGUUGGAUAGCAUUGUGGCCAUUAAACGGCAUCUCAGCAUGGAUCUGAUCAUUGGCUUUGAUGUGUUUCCCGAUCCAUUUAACCGCACACUCAAUCGCAUUGCGCUUGGCACUCCCGAAACAGAGUCCGCAUUUCCAUUCAACAAUGAUGAUUCGCACAAGAUGUUGCGCAAGAUACACAAACGCACCAUCUUCAUGGAGAACCUGGACGAGGAUGAAGAUCCCGACAAUCGCGAGAACGAAGAGGAAGAAGCAGCAAAGCAGACGGGCUCAGGGAUGUCUGCUUAUCUGCUCUAUGUCCGUAAGGUCAUUGAGAAAUAUUUGCUUUAUGUGGAUCCCGAUGUUAACCAGGAUGAGGCUACUGUGGGUAUUACAGAGUUGGUGAAGCAAGCCGUUCAAGUAGCAAGAAAAAUACAUAUGCUAAAAGAGGAGGCGGAAAACAUUACGAAGCCUUCGAAAAAUCCGGCUGACGACAUCGUUUACAUUUCGCUGUUGCAGCUGCAGAAUCAAACGGACAAGAAGAUUGCUCCACAAACGUUGCCCAUCUGGUUGCGCUACAUGAGUUUGAUUCUCGAAGGCACAAAGCAUGCAACUAAAAUGGAAACCGGAAAUACAACAAUUAUAACGAGUCAGGCGGAUAUAUUCUAUUUGCAGAGCAUUGUUGAAUACCUUCAGGAGACGCCGGCCCCAUACAUCGAGUCCUAUCUGUGGCUCAGCGCAGUCGAGGAGCUGGUGCUGCACACGACCAGCGAUAUGAGGUUGUUGCAUUCCGAGUACAUGCGUCUGGUCAUUGGCACCGAGGGCAGUACACCGCGAUCCCUCUACUGUGCCCAUGGGGUGAACUCACUCUUUGGGAUGGCUGUCAGUUAUGUGCUGGCCGAUGAACAGUUCACCAGGCAGACGCUGCCACGUGUGGAGCGCAUGCUGAGCGAUAUACGACGCUCAUUUGAUCGCCUGGUGCGUGGCACAUCCUGGAUGGAUGCGGCAACGAAGCGACAGACAAUGCUAAAGUCUGCUGAAAUGAAGAGCUUCAUUGGCUUCCCCCCGUGGCUGACGAAUGCUACAGCUCUCAAUGCGUACUACGAGGGCGUUAAGGUUAAUGCGAGCACUCAUCUGGAGAACCUAAUGGGAUUUGUACACUGGCAAAUGCUGGGCAGAAUCAAUGACAUGGACGAACCGGAGCCAAUUGGUUGGGCGACAUCGCCAUCGAAUGUCAACGCAUUCCACACGUUUCAAUCGAAUGCCAUAACUGUGCCCAUUGCCAUUUUGCAGUAUCCGUUCUACGACCUUGGCCUUGAAGCCCUGAAUUACGGCUCAAUUGGUACGAUACUGGGCCAUGAACUGACGCACGGCUUCGACGACAGCGGACGUCGCUUCGACCGUUUUGGCAAUAUGGUGGAAUGGUGGUCCAACCAAACAAUCAAUGAGUACGUCAAUCGCACCGAUUGCUUUGUCGACCAGUACAGUCACUACUAUCUCUCGGAUAUUGGCGAAUACAUUGAUGGCGAACUGACGCUCGGCGAGAAUAUUGCGGACAAUGGCGGCAUGCGGGAGGCUUUUCUCGCCUAUCGACUCUACGUGAAGGAGGUGGGACGUGAGCGACUCAAACUGCCUGGCCUGGAGCAUUACACGCACGAACAGUUGUUCUUCAUUGCGUUUGGCAAUCUCUGGUGUGAAACGUAUACGCCUGCUGCAUCGCGUUAUGCACUGGAGGACUCGCAUUGUCCCGGGCAGUUUCGAUUGAAGGGUGUGUUGACCAAUUCAGAGGAGUUUGCGCGCACCUUUAAGUGUGCGGCGGGUACACCAAUGAAUCCUGGGCAGCCGAGGUGCCGCAUUUGGUAAUCAAAUACGUACAAUUAAGACGAUAUGAACACUCAAGUGAUUUUUCUACGUACAUACUUAGUAUAAUCGUUUAGUAUAGGCAUUGAUGGCAUACUCACGUUUUACAAGUGUUUUCUGCUCGUAUUUUUAUAAAUAUCCAAUAAAUGGAGUUUUCGUAGUCA
Molecule: messenger RNA, 3338 nt
Organism: Drosophila sulfurigaster albostrigata
Lineage: Eukaryota; Metazoa; Arthropoda; Insecta; Diptera; Drosophilidae
Gene: Nep5
Product: endothelin-converting enzyme 2
Exons: 9
Coding region: 565-3177 (870 amino acids)
Biological process (GO): protein processing
Cellular component (GO): plasma membrane
Molecular function (GO): metalloendopeptidase activity
Source: RefSeq, a predicted model, not a curated record